GGCUCAUUACCAUAGCUUCUCCUUUUCUCCUCUCCUUCCUCCUUUAGCCCGUAGCUGUGCGUUUGGGGCCUCGCUGUGGGGCUGUUUUGCUUUUUCGGAGGCGACGACAGCACCAGUAGAAGCAGCGGUAGCGAGAAGAAGAAGAGGGGAAGAAGAGCAGCGCGCAACAAAACCCCCUGCCUCACAGUGUCUCCUCGCGUCGAUCUGCGCUGUGGCGGCUCGGACUCGGCUCUCAGGGCGCGCUCGGUCCCACAGUCUCGGCUCUGCGGGUCUCAGGUCUCGCGCGUAAAGGCAGAGCGGACCCCACCGUAGCGCGCGUAAUGUUUCGUCAGGAGGGAACGCUCUAAAACACGGACACGGACAUCUGCCACGCGAACAAGAAGGGAGAAACGAGUCGCUGUCGAUGGCUUCUCCAAAUUUAGCCACCAGAGGCUCGGCAGCAGCAAUGGCGAAGCCUUCUCUUCCACUCAAGCUGCUUCUCUGGGUCUUUAUCGCCGCUAAUCUUCCGACGAGCUCCUUCCAAAACGACGACGAUGACGAGGUUUCCAACAAAACCUGGGUGCUGACCCCCAAAGUGUACGAGAGCGAUGUCACCCACAUCCUCAACGGCCUCCUGGACGGCUACGACAACAAGCUGCGCCCGGACAUCGGAGUCAAACCCACGGUGAUCCACACGGACAUGUUCGUCAACAGCAUUGGGCCGGUCAACGCCAUCAACAUGGAGUACACCAUUGACAUCUUCUUCGCUCAGACCUGGUACGACCGGAGGUUAAAGUUCAACAGUACGAUGAAGGUCCUGCGGCUCAACAGCAAUAUGGUGGGAAAGAUCUGGAUCCCGGACACGUUCUUCCGAAACUCCAAGAAGGCCGACGCCCACUGGAUCACCACGCCCAACCGGAUGCUCCGGAUCUGGAACGACGGACGGAUACUUUACACACUUAGGUUGACGAUCGACGCCGAGUGCCAGCUUAAACUGAACAACUUCCCGAUGGAUGAGCACUCGUGUCCCCUGGAGUUUUCGAGCUAUGGAUACCCCAGGGAGGAGAUCGUGUACAAGUGGAAGAGGAGCUCAGUGGAGGUGGGGGACAUCCGCUCCUGGAGGCUCUACCAGUUUUCCUUCGUGGGCCUGAGGAACACUUCCGAGGUCGUCCGCACCGUUUCAGGUGACUACGUGGUGCUGACCGUGUACUUCGACCUGAGCAGGAGGAUGGGCUACUUCACCAUCCAGACCUACAUCCCCUGCACCCUCAUCGUGGUCCUGUCCUGGGUCUCCUUCUGGAUCAACAAGGACGCCGUGCCUGCCCGGACAUCUCUAGGUAUCACCACAGUGCUGACCAUGACCACCCUGAGUACCAUCGCCCGAAAGUCCCUCCCCAAAGUGUCCUACGUCACGGCCAUGGACCUGUUUGUGUCCGUGUGCUUCAUCUUCGUCUUCGCCGCGCUCAUCGAGUACGGCACGUUGCACUACUUUGUCAGCAACAGGAAGCCCAGCGCCAAGAAGGACAAGAAGAAGAAGAACCCAACGCCCACGGUCGACAUCCGCCCGCGCUCCGCCACCGCCAUCCAGAUGAACAACGCCACGCACAUGACCGAACGCGACGAGGAGUACGGCUACGAAUGCCUGGACGGGAAGGACUGCACUAGCUUCUUCUGCUGCUUCGAAGACUGCCGCACUGGCGCAUGGAGACACGGGCGCCUCCACAUCCGCAUCGCCAAAAUAGACUCUUACGCUCGCAUUUUUUUCCCCACCGCGUUCGGCCUCUUCAACCUGGUCUACUGGGUGUCCUACCUUUACCUCUAGGGCUCGCGGGGUCGCUACCUUCGAGCCUUACGAGUCGGUAUCCAUCGGGUUUUCGUUUUUUCGUUUUGAUGUCCCCCCCCUACUAAAGCUUAAACGAACGGACUUUCAGAAAGGAAGCGGAAAUGACUUGAUUAUCGAACUAUUUUGCGUUCGUUUUCGGUUUCACUCAAUGUAAGUUAUAUUUAAAAAUGAACAACUAAAGACACUGCGAAUCGUGUAGCAUUACAUCUUAAACGGCAUGAACUGGUUUUAACGAUUGUUGUGAGAAUAUUGUUGUAUGUGGACGUAACAUUUAUCAUUUUAUGGGGAAAAUUACAGAAUUAUUGCUGCUUUUUUUGUAAAUCAUACAUUCUCAGUAUUUUAAAAGCAAUUCAGAUCAAUAGGAAAUAUUGUAAACUUGAUUUUGGACCAGUUUCACAGAAGAGGUUGAUCAUUUGUAUCAUUACCAACAGUAUAUAUUCAACAGAUCUAUCUUCAUGUGCGAAAUCUGGUGCGUACGGUCGACUUACAGGAGUGAUAUGUGGACUUCUCCCUCCCCAGACACUUCCAUUCUUACUACAUUUUUACUUGUUCUGGUUUGAACUGAGUUUGUUCCUGGUGUAGACUGAUUUUCGUCCUGUUUUAAUCCUAGUAGAGGUCUCAAAAGUAUCGAAAAUCAGUGUUAAGUAAACUAGAUACUCAUUUGAGCGAGGCUAAAGUGUAAAAAAGCAGAUUCACAGGACAGAAUCUUUCCCGAAUAGCUUUAGAAUGAUCUUGAGCUGUAUCAGAACAAGUAUAAGACACAUAGACCAGUAAAUACGCCCAUGGACGACGAAGGGAUUACACAGAUAUAACACAUUUACGGUAAUAUAAAUGAAAGUAUUAUUAUUUAAUGUUGAAAAUCACACUCUAUUGUCUAAAGAAACUGCUUUUUUAUUACCAUCUUGGUAUCAGAAUCAGUAUUGUCCUUAGUAUUGAAGUCGAGUUUGAAGUUUUAGUAUCGUGACAGCACUAAAUCCUGGUCUAGUCCUGGUUUAGUGUGUGUUAAAUUUAUCUUUAUUAUGUCACUAGCCCUAGCUUAACAUAUCCAGACUUUGGGCAGCUACAAAAGUCCACUAUAUUAGGAGCAUAGAGAACAGUAUCCCUUUACAAAACGCAAUUAUUUUAUGUUUAAUUUUAUCCUAAAACAACUUAAAUUCAGUUUCAUCACGAAAAUGUACCAGUUUACAACCACUUCUGCGUACACUGCCUCUGUUACAUUCUUCACCAUCAAUACCAACGGAAACUUUUGUGAAACUGGCCCUUUUUUAAGCUCAUUUGUCGACCAACAACCCUGAAGCACUUUAAAUAUAAAACUCAAGCGCUGGGACUCACUCUGGUUUAGCUGCGACGCUAGCACAAUUUAAACGUUAUCCACAAACUCCACUGUACAGACGCUGUAUAUAUUUUAUUAUUACAUGCAUAGUGGUUUACAUUUAUUGCAUGCAUCUUUUCAGGCCAAAAAAACGAACCAUAUUUUAUCUUUUUGACGAUUAUGGGGGAAAAAUUGGUCUACCUAUGAACAUGGAGUGUCUCGAAAGGUGAGUGGGAUUUCAUAUAUAUCACUGUUACUUCUUUUAACGCUGGUGGGUGGAUGAUAUGAGGACAUCAAACCGCGUAGCCAUUUUAUUUUUCCAGCCAUUAGCGUAUGGACGGCACUGACCCCAUCUUCAUUGUUAAAAGCAUUUACAUAAUACGCUUAUGCAACCUUUUUGUUUACAGCAAUCGUCUGGUAAAAAGGUUGUUGCAUCACCCCAGGAUCAAGCGCCGAUAUCAAACUACUUUCGCAUUUCCGUGCAUCUGUCUUUCGUAAAAAAGCUUAGACUGAUCUCAUAUGUGACCGUUGAGCGACUUAUUCAUUACACGGAAACGUUAAAAUACUGUGGAAGUACUUUAUCUCAGUCACGAGAGGGUAAAAAUGGGUAAAAGAGGUCAAAAAUGUCAUGCUCAAGGGUACAACAACACGCCCGUUUGCUGGGAACCGAACCUCCAACUUUUGUAAUUUCGCUGUCAAAAAAUGUAACUUUAUUUUAUUUAAUUUUACAUAUAUCUAUUCAAAUUAUUCGUAUGAGUUGACUGGGUUUAAAGGACAAAUAUUACGCAUUAUUUGGAUUUGGUGCUAGCGCGCCCUCUACUGGCAGAAGUGGGAAUGAACCACGGGGAAAAAAAACAAAAAAAACUAGCCAUUUAAGGUUCGUUGUCCGGCAUGCUAAUAAACAUGGCGGCACUUUAUGGAUUUUAAAACUGCAGGAUUUACCUAUGACGUAACAAUCCGAGGAAGAUUUAAAUAGGCUAAUUUUUGAGCGUAAAGACAUAAACAAAAGCUCAAAAAAGUUAAUUUCGCGCAAUAUUUGCCCUUCAAAAUCAACAAUAAACUGCCAAUCCGUACAUUUUUGUAUGCCUUACUACUACGUACUGCUUUUAUUCUACUUUUUGGCUUCAGAAACGCACCACUUUGAAUGUAAAACACUUCAUCCGGUCUCAAGAAGCUAGGCUAACGUCAUUAUUAGCAUCAUAUCAUUUAUUUAUCAUUAUUUUCCUUACGCAAACGCUCUGGACGUUGCUUGAAGAGACCAAUCGAAGGGUCCAACUCCAACCUGAUAUAAAGGCAACUACCGGGGGCGUUUUAAUACCGUUUCAUCAAUAUAUGUAAAUCACCGUGCUUACGUUCUGUACAUACGAAAAAAAUAUAUGAAAAAAGAACAACUGCUAAAGCUCUAACCCUUCGGGACUUUUGUAAAGGGGUAUAUAUUUUGUAAUUUCCGCAUUGUUGUCGUAUCACAUCUUAUUAAUUACGGUAAUAAUUGUAAAUGCUAGACUGAAAACAAGGGCAAAAAGGUAUUUAUUUACUUAUUUAUUGAUGGUCUAUUUAUUUUUUUGAGAGAAAAUUGUACUUAUGUUGACUUCUAAGUAUAGCCCCUGGUUUUAAAAUACUCACCGAAUGCUGUCACUAUCAUGUAUGAGAAAACUCGUGUCAAUGGCACUUGACUUAUUUAUCCUGUGUUUUAUGUUGUUGUCAAUGUACACUAACUACUACAGCUUUCACUAUACUGUUAGUUACCGUCUGAGUUUAGCAAGUUUCUAUGUUCAAAGUAGUACGCUUAUAGUCAUACUUUUUCAGGGACAAAAAAACAAAAAGAACAAUAACUUCUUGACCUAGUUACAACCGUUUAUUUGGUUUACAAUCUUUACUUUUUUCGUCAGAGUUUAUUUCCUGAUCUCUACCGGGUCCCGUUGCAAAGCGUUGUUAGUCUAAACCUGUCUUAAAAGUAUUAAACAAUAGUAUCACUGGAUGUGUGUAACUGUGUGUACUAUUAGACUGGUCAUCACCUGUGUACUAGAUAAAAGACGUGUAUCGAGAGUCGGUUAAAAGUGCCAAAAAAAAAAUAAAAAAUCAAACAUGCAAUGGUUAAUAUCGCUAAUAACACCAUUUGUGAGAUGAUACGGAACAGGACAGACCAAACAUUAAUAUGCAGGCAUACCAGACUCUUAUUUUGAAAAGUCUUCAUAUUGGAAAGGAUGUUUUUGUAAAGGUGUGUUCACAUUUUAUUCAUUUUAAUCCCGAAGUGUCCGUAAACGUUGCUAUUGUCGCUCCGGUUGUAUUAUUUUACAUGGGGCUGCUCAUCUUGACAGUAAAUACGUUUUAUACGGACUACAGAGCCGUUUUAAAGUUUACCAGAGAAUCGGUGCAGCGUUGACUCGUUGGUCACGUGAACAUACGACAUUUUACGCAAAUUAACCAACUUUAUGUCAGAUUUUAGAGGCAAAUUCAGAUUUUUUCCGCAAAUUCUUCAUUGAAAUGAACGGGAUCGCCGCCAUAAAGGAAGCUCGGUUUAGUAGCAUUUAGAGGCAAACGUGGGCGGGCAGAAUAAGGUCAAUUGGGCUUAAUCGUGUUAAUAUUUGUAAGGCCUGCCCCCUGCUGGUGCCCACGGAGAUUACAUCGCUUUGCCUGGAAUGUUCCGCAGUAUGGCAUUCUAGUUAUCUUGCGUUUAUUGGAUUACUGGUGAUUUAUGUCGCAGAAAUACAUCACAACGUGCAAUCUAACUCUGAGCGGGGUCACCUCUGCACUGAUCUGAUUUGUAAAUUAGCCUGUGAAAUGAAACUGUAGAACACAUGUGUCAAACUCGAGGCCCGUGGGCGAAAUGUGGCCCUCUACAUCAUUUUAUGUGGUCCUCGACAGGGUAAAUUAAAACGUACGACGUCUUAACAUGUCAUUUUAUCAAGAGAUGCACAGUUACACAGCCAGAUUUUUACAUCUAGGCAAAUGCAUCUGCAAUAUUUGUAACAUGAAUAAGUAAUAAAUACAGAAACAGUUUAUUGACAAGUUAAAAAAGUAAAUUUAUUUGAACGCAGCCAUUUUACUGACGUGGCCCUCGGUGAAAAUGUGUUUGAGAUCCUGCUGUAGAACAUUCCACACAGUUCCAAGACACAGUGCAACUUUAAUAAAUUAGUAAAAUAGAAUGGAACAAAUUAAGUUAAAAAAUAGAAACCACUAUUUAAAAGUCAGUGCAGUGUCUUGCUCAGUGACAAAACUACAACUCACAACUCGCUUUGGAAAUGAAACCCCCAACCUUCUGCUCUAACAGGUCUAUUUCCCUCUUCAUAGUUGCCUGAUCCAGAUGAGGAUUUCUUGAUCUCUGUUUUAUUGUAAGUAAACAUUCAUGCACUGCCCCCUACAGAACAUGGGAGUUACUGCAGUUAGUCAAAUUAAAUCAACAUGAAUUACACUUGGGAUUAAUAAAGUGUGAACACACCCAGACUGGAAAAAGUAUUUUAUCUGUCAACCCUUUAACGAUUUCUGCUUUUGUUUUUUUAUUUUAGGUUUAUUUUCUGCACAUGAAGUAUUAGACUGCAGUGUUUCUAUGCAGUAGUAUGCAUGCUACUUCAUCUGGUAUUUCAUGGACAUUUCUUGCUUAAUUUUUUUUUCUUUUUCUUUUCUUUAGGCCAGACAGUAUAAACCUCAUACGUGGAUCAUUUCUUUUAUGAAAAUGUGUUUCUUUCAGAUACGUGCCCAGAUUGCAGAGCUGCUUUCAUCAGUUGUUUACCAUCUCAGUAUCUUUCUUGUACAAAAGGGCACUGGUGAAGUCCAUUAGGGUCUCCAUACUAUAAUAAAUGUAUUGAAAAAAUCCUUUUCAUAAGGGUAUUGCACAU
Messenger RNA from Periophthalmus magnuspinnatus, 6970 nucleotides. It is a transcript of the gene gabrg2, whose product is annotated as gamma-aminobutyric acid type A receptor subunit gamma2. The transcript has 9 exons. The coding region runs from base 404 to 1801 and encodes 465 amino acids. The record is from RefSeq and is a predicted model, not a curated record. Gene Ontology annotation, biological process: gamma-aminobutyric acid signaling pathway; regulation of postsynaptic membrane potential; signal transduction. Gene Ontology annotation, cellular component: postsynapse; synapse; neuron projection. NCBI's taxonomy places the organism in Eukaryota, Metazoa, Chordata, Actinopteri, Gobiiformes, Gobiidae. Gene Ontology annotation, molecular function: inhibitory extracellular ligand-gated monoatomic ion channel activity; transmitter-gated monoatomic ion channel activity involved in regulation of postsynaptic membrane potential; GABA-A receptor activity.